UCCCAAGGAGCCAUCUAUCCGGAACAAAGACAAGGCAAGGCUGCUAGCUUAGUGCUUGCGCUCUGGGAAGUGAUGCCGGGAUCAGAACUGGAGGGGAAAUGUUGGGGGGAGCUGGAGGAAGUCUGCUGGAAACCAAAUGCAAAGAUCAUAUCCACAGACAGAGCCAGCGGGGGCAAGGAAACGCGGACCAGCCCCUAAGCCUGGAGAGAGGAUGGAGGGGCCUGACUGUGUGUGGGCAGCGAGGGUCACAAACCAAGUGGAAACCAAGUUACCCCAUUAAGAAGAAUUCCUCUGUUUAUUGUCAAAACACCAGGCUCAGGAGCCAGUUACCACCUGUGUUCUUCUCUGAACAUUCUCUGGAGUCUUUUGGGGGACCAGCCCCAAAGGACCGUGUUUCACUAGGCUCCCCUUUUCAAUACAGCCCCAGGGUCAGUACUGGACAGGGGAGGCAAAGGUGGAGGAGCGCCUUCGUUCCGCAAAAGGAGAGGAAAGCAGAACAGUCAUGCCCAACUUGCACAACUCCUUGAUCCUCGCAGCCUAUAUCGUCAUCUUCUUCAUCGGUCUCCCUGCCAACCUCCUGGCCCUGCGGGCCUUCGUGGGGCGGGUCCGCCAGCCUAACCCUGCCCCCAUCCACAUCCUCCUGCUCAGCCUGACGCUGGCGGACCUCCUGCUGCUGCUGCUGCUGCCCUUUAAGAUCAUCGAGGCGGCAUCUGACUUCCGCUGGUAUCUGCCCAAGCUGGUCUGCGCCCUCAUGGGCUUCGGCUUCUACAGCAGCACCUACUGCAGCACGUGGCUCCUGGCGGGCAUCAGCCUGGAGCGCUACCUGGGAGUGGCCUUCCCCGUGCGGUACAAGCUGUCCCGCCGGCCCCUGUACGGGGUCAUUGCUGUGCUGGUCGCCUGGACCUUGUCGUUUGGUCACUGCACCGUCGUGAUCAUCGUUCAGUACUUGAACUCAACCCAGAGGGCCACAGAUGUGAGCGAGACUACCUGCUAUGUGAACUUCACCCGAGAGCAGCUGCGCCUGGUGCUUCCUGUGCGGCUGGAGCUGUGCCUCGUCCUCUUCUUCAUCCCCAUGGUGGUCACCAUCUUCUGCUACUGGCGCUUUGUGUGGAUCAUGCUCACCCAGCCCCAUGUGGGGACCCAGAGGCGGCGCCGAGCGGUGGGGCUGGCUGUCGUUUCGCUCCUUAAUUUCCUGGUGUGCUUCGGGCCCUAUAACAUCUCCCACCUGGUGGGGUUUCACAUGAAGGAAAGCCCCAAAUGGCGGGCGGAAGCUGUGGUAUUCAGUUCCCUCAAUGCCGGUCUGGACCCCCUGCUUUUCUAUUUCUCUUCUUCGGUCGUGCGCAGGACCUUUGGGAAAGGGCUGCAGGCACUGCGGCAUCAGGGCUCCUCCCUGCUGGGACGCAGAGGCAGGCAGACAGCAGAGGUGGCGGUGGCGAAUGGGGACAGGGCUGUGAGUCAAGCAGAAGGAGGGCCAAGUUCUGACUUCACCACGGACUAGGGAUGUCCCUGGAUGAGUUGAGCAGGCCGGAAGAGGGAGAGCGUGAGGGUUCCUGUCUCAGAUUCAGGAAUCCUCAGACCCAAUCCGAUGCUGGGACUGUCAAAAUCUGUCUCACUGGUUUGGUAUCCCUUCCUGUCUGAAUUUUCCUUCCCAAAGGAACACAGCUCCAAGACUAAAGAAGAAAAUGGUUGGGCCUAGAAGCACUAUCAGACCAGAGUUUCAGAAGCAAUGUAGGUAAUACGAAUUCAGUCAUUGUGAGGUGGUCAGGAGCUGAAGGAGAGAGUCCUAACGCAAUCUCUUGCUAAACACCACCCACACACUGGCCUAGCUGUUGGGGCUGGAAAGAAGCCAACGGGAAAGAGAUGGAAGAGAAAUAGAAAAGGAGGUCAAAGAAGAUGUAGGAAGGUUGUGAACCAAGGGGACUAGGAGGGAGGACUGGGGCUCAGACCUCUAAUGAUCUAGGUGUGGACGGUGUCCAUCUGACCCGCUGCUUUGUAAGUAUGAUCCAGUCGUCACCGUGUGUGUGUGUUUUGUCACCCCCAUUAAUCUGGGAGCCACCUGAGGUCUGGGUCUUAUCUUCUCCCUCCAUGGUGCCACCCACAGGUCAGAAUCCAGCCUGGCACCCAUCAGUUAGAGGCCAUCACUGACUAGCACAGGAAAAGACAGUCUGGGGUGGCAGA
Molecule: messenger RNA, 2178 nt
Organism: Vicugna pacos (alpaca)
Lineage: Eukaryota; Metazoa; Chordata; Mammalia; Artiodactyla; Camelidae
Source: RefSeq, a predicted model, not a curated record